Homo sapiens (human) is the source of this 517-nucleotide messenger RNA. RefSeq names its product dolichyl-phosphate mannosyltransferase subunit 3, regulatory (gene DPM3). The coding region runs from base 78 to 446 and encodes 122 amino acids. Gene Ontology annotation, cellular component: endoplasmic reticulum membrane. The transcript has a single exon. Gene Ontology annotation, biological process: glycoprotein biosynthetic process. The record is from RefSeq and is marked reviewed. NCBI's taxonomy places the organism in Eukaryota, Metazoa, Chordata, Mammalia, Primates, Hominidae.
GGCCCUUCCACCUUUUGUGGGCACUCAAGUUCGGACCUCUGGGAUCGGCGAUUCCCCUCUGGCCAGGGCUGGUUUUAAUGCUCUCCGUGGGCGGGCUUCGGUUGAGUUUGGUCCGCUUUUCCUUUCUGCUCCUCAGGGGAGCAUUGCUUCCUUCUCUCGCAGUGACCAUGACGAAAUUAGCGCAGUGGCUUUGGGGACUAGCGAUCCUGGGCUCCACCUGGGUGGCCCUGACCACGGGAGCCUUGGGCCUGGAGCUGCCCUUGUCCUGCCAGGAAGUCCUGUGGCCACUGCCCGCCUACUUGCUGGUGUCCGCCGGCUGCUAUGCCCUGGGCACUGUGGGCUAUCGUGUGGCCACUUUUCAUGACUGCGAGGACGCCGCACGCGAGCUGCAGAGCCAGAUACAGGAGGCCCGAGCCGACUUAGCCCGCAGGGGGCUGCGCUUCUGACAGCCUAACCCCAUUCCUGUGCGGACAGCCCUUCCUCCCAUUUCCCAUUAAAGAGCCAGUUUAUUUUCUAA